AUGGUUGUAGUCAAAAGAUUCCGGGCGGCUUGGGGCAUUGAACCAAGCCCAGGAUACGAAAACUACAAGACCUGGUUUCCAGAAUUGAAGAAACAGGGAUACUCUGGAAUAGAAAUAAAUCUUCACAUCAUCGACAACCCAAACGUUUUCAAACAACUCUGCAAAGAGAAUGAUCUGGAAAUCAAUAUUCUCAUCUUUUCAGCUUGGCCUAGGUACCAAGGCCCUCGACCUCGGUGUACCGUUGCUGAUCAUCUGGCCGCCUAUCGGGACCAAUUGACUCGAGCAAAGGUAUUUGAUCCUUUGAAAAUAAAUGCUCAAUCAGGAAGUGAUAUCUUCUCUUAUGACGAGUCAGUUGAGUUCUUUCAGGGAACUCUAGAAAUCGAUGCCGCUCUGGGGAUGAUAGGGAAGGUCUGCCAUGAAACACAUCGCAACCGAUCACUUUUUAAUCCUUACGCAGCAGAAUAUAUCCUGAAAAGAGUGCCAGGGUAA
Clonostachys byssicola is the source of this 489-nucleotide messenger RNA. The record is from the annotation of a GenBank genome assembly. Lineage: Eukaryota; Fungi; Ascomycota; Sordariomycetes; Hypocreales; Bionectriaceae.